AUGACCUCUGUUCUAUCGCAUUUCCACUUCCUACUCUCUGCCUGGCGGCCCCUGAAUACCAGUUAUGUCUCCCAGGGCUUUUAUGAACCGGCCGUGAACGUCACGCGGAUCCUGCGGGCACCUUCCGCAGUCUUCUUACGUUACAAGGAUGGAGUCUACGCUAUUGAUGCCGACAAGGAAUUCGACAGCGCCAACAUUCUCAUGAACCUUGGCAGAUCUAUGGAAAAGCUACUCACGAUGCCGACUGAAGAGUUCGAGCGAUACCGAAAAUCCAGUAGCGACAAAGUUACACCCGAAUCUGUAGCUCCUGAGUCUUUCCAUUACAGCACCUGUGGGAACUUCUUGAUGAGGGCACAACUCGACGCCCAUGACCCCCGACUUCCAGGCACCGGCAUGUUUGACCUGAAAACGCGUGCUGUGGUGUCCAUCCGGAUGAACACAAGGAACUACGAUCGUGGAAUUGGAUACCAGAUUAAAGGCCGAUUUGGAAUAUUCGAGUCGUUUGAGCGAGAGUACUUUGAUAUGAUCCGCGCAGCCUUCAUGAAAUACUCCCUACAAGUUCGUGUUGGGCGUAUGGAUGGUAUAUUUGUUGCUUUCCACAACAUCAAACGCAUCUUCGGAUUCCAGUACGUCAGCCUGCCUGAGAUGGAUUUGGCUCUUCAUGGCCAAACGGAUACAGUUCUUGGGGAUACAGAGUUUCAGCUCAGUGUCUCCCUGUGGGACAGGAUACUGGCCAAGGCGACUGAAAAGUUUCCGAAACAGUCAAUACGCUUCCACUUUGAAACUCGCGACACUAAAACACCGCUCAUGUACGUCUUCGCAGAGCCCAUGACGGAGGAACAAAUCAAUGGGAUUCAAAACCGCAAUAAAGAAGAGAUCGAGGCUAUACAGAAGAAGCUAUUGUUCUCAGAGGAAGAUGAGCCUGAUCGCGCUAAAGUCGAAGCUAAAGUUGAAGCUGAAGAUGAAGCCGAAGAUGAAGCUGAAGAUGAAGCUGAAACAGCUUCGUCAGAAACCCUCGGAGACCUCAGCCUUAAAGAUGUUGCUAGUAAUGCUACCGCUCCAGAAGAUCCCGCCAAUAAAGAAUUAUUCGCCAUUGCCAUCACCAUCCGCAACAAGGUAAAUGGUAGGUAUGUCGAACGACCAGUGGCUUUCAGCACAAAGGACAAAUGGGAUCUCGAGUAUACAUUUACCCAGUUUGAUAGUCCCGAGCAGGCGAGACAGAUGUACGCAGCGUGCCAGAGACGCAGGGAGCGUAGUCUGACAUUCGAGGAGGAAGACGAGGAUAGCGCGUACCAUGCCAAGCUGUAUAGGCUCAGUGAGGAGGGUAGGGUUUGGCGGCAGAAGGAGGAUAAGAUUGAGCAGGAGACUGGAACGAUUGUUCUGCAAUAA
Molecule: messenger RNA, 1389 nt
Organism: Paracoccidioides lutzii Pb01
Exons: 1
Coding region: 1-1389 (462 amino acids)
Biological process (GO): mitochondrial RNA 5'-end processing
Cellular component (GO): mitochondrial envelope; mitochondrion
Source: RefSeq, a predicted model, not a curated record